Spirometra erinaceieuropaei is the source of this 1044-nucleotide messenger RNA. The record is from the annotation of a GenBank genome assembly. NCBI's taxonomy places the organism in Eukaryota, Metazoa, Platyhelminthes, Cestoda, Diphyllobothriidea, Diphyllobothriidae.
AUGUGGCAUCAAGGUGAAGUCCCACAAGAUUUCAAAGACGCCACAAUCGUGCACCUAUACAAGCGAAAAGGCAUUUGCCAAAUCUGUGACAAUCACCGUGGCACCUCCUUGCUGAACAUCGCCGGGAAGAUCUUCCCUCGCAUCCUUCUAAACCGCCUCAAUAACCACAUGGAACAGGGCCUUCUGCCGAAAAGCCAAUGCGGCUUCCGUCGUCAUCGUGGGACCACGGAUAUGAUCUUCGCAGCCCGCCAAAUACAGGAAAAGUGCCAGAAGAUGCGGAACCACCCAUACUCUACCUUCGUGGAUCUGACGAAAGGACUGUGGAAUACCAUGCAGAAAUUUGGCUGUCCGGAGCGAUUCAUUCUGAUGGUGCGUCAGCUGCACGACAGUAUGAUGGCGCGAGUCACGGACAAGGGUGAUGUCUCAGAGGCAUUCUCAGUGACCAACGGAGUGAAGCAUGGAUGCUUGCUGGCGCCUACCUUCUUCAGUCUUAUGUUCUCUGCCAUGCUAAUGGACGCCUACCGCGACGAACGCCCCGGGAUCCGCAUCUCCUACAGGACGGAUGGUCACCUGCUAAAUCAACGGCGGAUGCGCUUCCAAUCGCGCGUAUCCACAACCACCGUUCACGAACUUCUCUUCGCCGACGACUGCGUCCUGAACACCAUCUCGGAAAAGGAGAUGCAACGCAGCAUGGACCUGUUCUCCGCCGCCUGCGAGAACUUCGGUCUGGCCAUUAACACGCAGAAGACGGUGGUGAUGCACCAACCGCCAACCAACUCAGCCACAGCCCUCAACGCAUCGCCGCAAAUCAGCGUGAAUGGGACCCAACUGCUAUUCGUGGAGAACUUCCCGUACCUGGGCAGUACUCUCUCGCGCAACUCCAAGAUCGACGACGAAGUCGCCAACAGGAUCUCGAAAGCCAGUCAAGUCUUCGGUCUCCUCCAAAGCACAGUUUGGAAUCGCCACGGUCUCCAACUCAGCACGAAGCUGAAGAUGUACAAGGCCGUCAUCCUCCUGACGCUGCUGUACGGAGCGGAAACUUGA